AACAAACAUCAAACAUUUACGAGAGUGCUAAAACAAACAUAAAAUAAUGCAACAAGAGAGAAUAUUUCGGUAGCUGAGUGCUACUGCAUAGGAAAAUAUAUAUUUAAUUAGGCGAGCCGUUAGUCGUCUUUGGUAAACGAGAAUGAACAGAUCGUGGCUGUUGAAAAUGCUUUCAAGUGUAGUUCACGUAAACGCUAGUGUGUAAUGCGUCUCGCCGUAGGCUAUUUUUGGGACUAUUUCUGGGAUUUAUGGAAAAAUGUGUGGAAAUUAUGAUAAACUAUUAAACUGUGUAGAAAUCAAAAUUGGCAUAAUAUCGAUUGACGUUCAGAUGUAUGUAUGCGUCGGAGUGAGGGUAUUAAUCUAUCAAUAGCAUUGACAUCGGAUGAGUCGGUAGGCUAAUUACAUAAUGGUGGAUAGAAUAUAUUAGAUAUCACUUUAUUCUAUACGAAAUCCAAAAUGCCAAAAUCCGUACGAAACUCGCGUCGUAACAGCCGCGCCGGUUCCUCAAAUUCGUCCUCCUCUCCCAGCAAUCAACCGCGAAAGCGUGUCAAACGUUGUUGCCGUAACUUUGUCACAUUUAUGUGCACGCAAGUGGGCGUGGGCGCGUUGAUAGUACUGUAUGCCAUCUUUGGCGCACUCUCCUUUAUGCAUAUAGAGCGUGAAUAUAUUGACGAGACGACAGCCUAUGUCGCUGAGUUGCGGAAUAAUUGUGCGGAGAAAAUGUGGAAUAUCACUGAAAAGUUCAACACUUUUGAUCGCGCUGAAUGGCAAAACAACACGGACGUAAUAUUGCGGCAAUAUCAAACAGAAAUUGCUACGUUGAUAAAAAAUGGCUAUGUGGGUCGAACGCCGGAGCAAAUUUGGUCCUUUCCUGCGGCGUUGAUGUUUUGUCUAUCAGUGAUUACAAUGAUCGGAUAUGGUAAUAUGGUGCCACGUACACCGUGGGGAAAAGGAUUCACAGUUAUCUACGCGACAUUCGGUAUACCACUCUAUAUACUCUACUUCCUGAACAUGGGCAAAGUAUUGGCGGGCUCAUUCAAAUUUCUCUAUCGCAGCAUGCACGAGUGUACGCAGGAGCGAACAGUAUAUGAAUCUCGUCUAGAUGCACUGGAAAAUGGAAGCUUAAGCGGAUAUCAACGCAAGAAAAUUAUUGUACCAUCAACAGCUUGCCUUUGGGUAAUAAUAUCCUACAUCCUUACCGGCACCGUUAUGUUUGCGAAUUGGGAAAAAUGGUCCUUUCUCAACUCCUUCUACUUCUGCAUGACUUCCCUGUGUAAAAUUGGGUUUGGAGAUUUCGUACCUGGAGCGUCAUUGAUCACUGCAGCUGAUAUUGAUGCGGCAGCAGUGAAAAUAAAAGAAGAUGCUUCUGCCGAUCCUGAAGAAAUUUUUAAUAUGCAAUUAAUAACCGAUCAAAAUUCCAAAUUAGCAAUCAAUUUCUUUUAUAUGCUUAUCGGCAUGGGCCUGGUAUCAAUGUGCUACAAUUUGAUGCGUGAGGCGGUACGCAUGAAAAUAAAUGAGAUCAAAGAGGAUACGAAAUUGUGCCUGGAAGAUACGCGUAUACGUUUUAUGGGCUGCUGUGGGACGCGUGAAUACUAUGACGACGUUUACUACUAAAAUAUACCAUUUAAAGACAUACGAUAAUAUUUAUUUUGUGUGUUGAGUGGAUGUAAAAUCGACGAGUAAAGAGGAAUGUGAAUUUUUAAUAAUGUUUGGAUUUUUUAUCAACAAGAGGUACUUAAGUGGUCAAAGCCAUUGACCACUAAUAUGAAAUUAAAUGUGUGUACAAAUAUAAAUAUUUACAAUUGUGCGUUAUUGCGGGAAUGUUUUGAUAAUCGUUGUGCUUUUGAAUCAUUAAUGUUUUUUUUUUUGCGUUAAACAAAAUGUAUAUGGCAACUGAGUACAAAUUCGGCAAAAAGGUGAGGAUCGAUUUUUCAACAAUACUUUAAGUAUAAAUCCACAACUCAACAUCUGCGGGUUGUUUUUCCUAUAUUAGACCUUGCCAUACUUAAUAUAAUAUUAUUAGCAUAAAGAGAUUGAUAUCCUAAAAAAUAGCCUGUGGCGAAAAAAAUUAAACAAUACAGAUCGGUGGUAUUCAAUGCAGACAUUCAUGGCUAAAUAAAAGGAGAGCUCAUUAAGAAAAAUAAAAUAGUAUGUAGAUAUGUAAAUGUUCCAUUCAAUCUUAAGCGUAGAACAAUUAUAAAAUAAAAUAUGUAUGUAUGUAUAUUGCAAACAUUACGCGAAUAUAAUACCUUGUUACAAAAUCAAGAAAAUUGCACGAACAUUUUAAGCGACAGAUUGCAGGUCCUAAGCCUAGUCGAGUGUUGUUUUUGAAAAUCCAUUAAACAUCUUGAAAAUCUCCACUAAUUCAUAAACUAUUCUUAGCUAAGGUUUUGCUAGCAGUUUUAAUUUAAAAUAUGGGUUUAGUUAAAAAUUUUAAAAGAAAUAAUAA
Molecule: messenger RNA, 2449 nt
Organism: Rhagoletis pomonella (apple maggot)
Lineage: Eukaryota; Metazoa; Arthropoda; Insecta; Diptera; Tephritidae
Product: potassium channel subfamily K member 1-like
Exons: 1
Coding region: 457-1614 (385 amino acids)
Biological process (GO): stabilization of membrane potential; potassium ion transmembrane transport
Cellular component (GO): membrane
Molecular function (GO): potassium ion leak channel activity
Source: RefSeq, a predicted model, not a curated record